AUUAUAAGUAUCCAGAAAUGUAUAGUGAUCGUGAAGCAUCAUCGCGUGACGUUCGUUGUCACCACAUGUUUGUUUUGCAGUAAGCUAUAAGCGGCUCAGUGUGUUACUGAACGUUUGUUGCAAACUGUAUUCGCCAUUGCGAAGCCGUGUUCGUUCAUUACCGCGAGUUAUUUGUUUAUAAGUGAUAGUGAUUUAUUAAUUUAUAAGUGAACUAAUAUCAACACCUUACUGCUUCUGCAAUCAUGCCUCAGAGCAACGGUGCAACGAAUGGACAUACCAAACACAAUGGUACAUCUGACGAAAUCGGCGCAGACACUAGGUACCCCGAUGGUACGGUGCGUCUGCGGAACCCAAAUAUCGAACUCAUGGACCAAGAUAUUCUUUAUCAUUUAGCUCUUGGCAGCGGAUCUCAUGAUCUCGUUGAAAUGUUCGGAGAUGUUAAGUUCGUCUGUAUGGGGGGUACUCCGAAACGCAUGGAACAGUUCGCAUACACUGUGAUGGCUGAGAUAGGUCACAAGCUUCCGUGCGGUACAACCUUACAAGAUAUAAGCCAGUUCUCAUACAGAUACUCCAUGUACAAAGUUGGCCCUGUACUAUGUAUCAGUCACGGUAUGGGCAUCCCAUCAGUGGGUAUCUUACUACACGAAGUCAUUAAGCUGAUGUACCACGCCAAGGUACGAGAUCCUGUGUUUUUCCGCAUCGGAACUUGUGGGGGCGUGGGUUAUGAAGGUGGAACGGUCAUCAUAUCAGAGGAUACUGUUGAUGGCGCGCUCAGGAAUGUUCUAGAAUUGACAGUUUUGGGCAAGUCCGUACAACGUCCGGCAAAGUUGGACAGGAGGCUGGCCCGCGAGCUGAAGGCUCUAUCCGACCCUGAAGAUCCUUACGACACGGUCAUGGGCAAAACUAUGUGCACCUACGACUUUUAUGAAGGUCAAGGUCGUCUGGACGGUGCCUUCUGUGACUUCACGGAGGCUGACAAGAUGGAAUAUCUCGAGAGCAUCCACAAAUCUGGCGUCGUCAAUAUAGAGAUGGAGUCACUGGCCUUUGCCGCUCUCACACACCACGCUGGGGUUAAGGCGGCCGUCGUGUGCGUCACGCUACUAGAUAGGCUUAAGGGGGACCAGGUUCUAGCGCCCAAAGAGGUCUUGGACGAGUGGCAACAACGUCCAACCAAACUUGUAUGCCGUUACAUGAAAAGGUAUUUACAAAUAAAAGGACGUCUCUCGUUGGACGGUCACGGAUCAGUGGCUGUCAAAAGUCCGCGGCGGUUCAAGCUAGUGCAGCAAGAAUCGGAGACAUACGAUUAAAUCGAUGCAAUUAUCGAUAACAUCGCCAACUAUCGAUAUAAACGAAGCUAUAUGAUUGCUUCACUAUUAAUUUAUUCCUUUGAUUUUUUAUUCAGUUCCUUAGUGGGACCAUCGAUGGAUGUGUCACUGCCAAUUUUGUAUGUGAUUUUUUGCACCUCGCUUUUAUUUUCAUUACUUUUAUAUAUUUUUUAUCACCGUCUUGUGAAUUAGUAGUGUUUUUUGAAGUUUAUUCAUAUUUUUAUCUAUCAUAUAUGAAAUCCGUAAUUAAUUUUUUAGAGUAAAUCCUUAGCUUUUUACUUAAUUAUAUUCUUAUAUUUUGGUUAACAUGCACCGUUGCAGCGGAGUCUAGUAGGUAGAACUAUUCAAUGUUAUAUAAUCGACAAAUAGUAAUAUAUUUGUUUAUUUAUUAUUCUUGAACGCAUAGAAAAUCUAUUAACCAGUGUCAGUCAUAAAAUAAAUAUGUCACAUAGAUAUAAAAAAUUACUAUAAUUUAUACAUAUCAUUUUAAUCUAUCAGCCUAAUAAUAAUAAUUUAAAUGUAAGGUCAGAAACAAACACAUUCCAUUCAUUGAACCAUUAUAUAUUAAAUGUUAAUGAAAACUGACCGUUAGUUGAUGUACUUUCUAAAGGUCCUGUGAGCACUUUCAAGGUUAUUUAAUUUGUUCUUAAUUAUUAAACAUUUGUAUUUCAGGCCAGUUAUAAAAUGUGUUCUAAAUUUGAUAUUUGAAUGUGUACGUUUUAACUAAAUGGCCGUUUUAGAUAUUACUCUAACUAAAAAGCAUUAGUUAAACAAGUGAGUUUUAUGAUAAUGUUAUUUAAGGACCACGUGUUUUAUUGAUCGAGAAUAUUAUUAACAAAAUAUGUAAAAGAUUUCUUCUAAAUUUAAACUUUUUUAAAAUUUAAAUUUAGAAUGUACCUACUGUGAAUUUUCAUAAUAAUUACGUUUCGAGUCCACAUUUAUAAUUCCUUACAAUAUUUCGUCAGACAUCCUGUUUUGAAUGUUAGAGAUGUUGAAGGAAAUUUAAAUACAUAUUUAAUCGGAUAAUAAGAGAAACAUCGAAGUUGUUGUAAGGCCAGUAACGAUGUCGCCUGUGUCUCACGUGCUUCCACGAGUGAUUCAUUACAAUAAAUACGAUUUUUCAUCGUCUACCUACAUAUCAACAGUUUCAAUAUUGAUCGUUCGUAAAUCUUAAAUAUUCGAAUAUUUAUCAAUAUGUAACGUUGAAAUUUUUCGAUGUUUAAGUCGACGAUGCAAACACGUAAUGUAUCCUUACUAUGAGUGUUGUAGUUAAUUGUCAAACUUUUCGUGUUUAGUCACUACCUAUUAAAACAAAAAUAAACGAAAACUGUUACGUUUCCCGUUAACUACAAAUCUCAUAGUAACGGCGUUUGUUAACACUAAUGAUUUUAAUGUUGCUAAUAAUAUUCAUGAGAGUUAAUGUUUCAAUAUGUAAAAUUGGAUGUUAAGUAAUGAAAUGCUGUUUAGAAAUUAAAUUUUUAUUAGAAUGUUAUUUAUAAGGAGUUGAUAUAAUUAAUGAAUUGUAAUCUUUAUAUAAGUUAAUGUUAAGACGUUACAUCGUGACCUAUCUUUGUGGCACCAAAAUUUAAUGAUAGUAUUAACAUAGCUCAUAGGUAUAAAUUAUUAAAAUGUUGAAUGCUUGUAGAGAGUUUGUGCUGAAUUAUUACUGUAAUCUUCACUCCUUUAUCUCGCUGUAAAAUAUUGCCGAUGUUUUUUGCUUGCAUUUAUUAUUAAAUUGGAUUUACAGAAAAUAUUUCAUAAAUAAAGAGGUCUUAUGGAAGAAUAAUAGUGGGCAGAAUAAUUUGUGCAUAACAGUGAAAAUUGAAAAAAAAUAAAUGUCAAAAAACUGUCAAAGUCACAAAUAACUGUUAUGGAAUGAAUUGCAAGCUACACAACAUCUAUUUUCCUGAUCUAGAUAUCCUUCUGUAUGCUUUUGAUUUCUCAAUUCUUUUUAUUGAAUUUUAUAAUUGACGCUGCACCAAUUGUCAUCGAGUAAAAAAAUACAGAUAUUUUUUAAAUUGAAUAUUUGAAGAGAAAUGUUAAAAUUGUUGGGAGCUCAAAAAGAUAAUGCAUACAAGUUCGUUAGAUCGGUAAAUUUUUUACGUUAUCUGUUGUGUGACAUACAUACAUAUUGAGCGUUGCGAACGCUUCCAUGUGUUAUAUAUUGAAUAAAGAGGUUUGAUUUCUGGAUUC
Messenger RNA from Danaus plexippus (monarch butterfly), 3518 nucleotides. Its product is annotated as uridine phosphorylase 1. Gene Ontology annotation, cellular component: cytosol; cytoplasm. Bases 243 to 1307 code for a protein of 354 amino acids. Gene Ontology annotation, molecular function: uridine phosphorylase activity. The transcript has 9 exons. The record is from RefSeq and is a predicted model, not a curated record. Gene Ontology annotation, biological process: uridine catabolic process; nucleotide catabolic process. NCBI's taxonomy places the organism in Eukaryota, Metazoa, Arthropoda, Insecta, Lepidoptera, Nymphalidae.